UACUCUUUCCACGUAAUAGCUUUACGUUAGGUACUAAACGUCGUAACGACACUUGGAAGCGUUCAUUGUUUUAUAGUUAUCUGCAACUAGUUGCAUUUCACUGCUACUUUCAGUUUAAUAGUUCCACCGAUGUUCGUAUUUCAAUGAAUCUCUAAAGUUCUGAUAGUUAUAUAUUCGACUUCUAUACAGGGUCAUUUUGGUAAGUACAUGUCAAUCAGUAUAGUCGAAAAGACUGUGCAUCGAACAAUAUAUCUGAAGAAUUGUUGAAAUUAACGCAUAAAUUUGUUUAAUCAAAGCAAGUAAUUGCUUACAUAUACAAACAUUUCCAGGUCUUUGGACGUAUAGUAUCAGUCAACCGAGCAACAAAAACUGCUUGGAGAAGCAAAUUGUUUAUGUGUUAAUAAUCACACACGUCUACUGUGUGCUCUAAACGUUAGUAUAUUAAAUUAAGCAAGUUCGGAUCUAUUUCUGAUUUUAGGAGAAUACUGUACCCAUCGCUCCCAAAAUAAAAUUGGGUUAAUAGUGUCAAAUAAAGUACAAGUUCAGACAGGAUUCUCACACAGCACCAGCGAGACCGUGUCUGUAAUGGGCUAAUGCCUUAUGAAUAAACUGAUUCCGCCCCACAGAGAUUUAUACGGGAGCCUGAAGAUAAGACUGUGAUUCUAGGAGAAGACGUUCUUCUACCCUGUAGAAUCGAAAAUAAGGUUGGAAUGUUGCAGUGGACACGAGAAGGCUUUGGACUUGGAUCGGAUCGAGAGCUGAUUGGAUUUCCUCGAUAUACCAUGGCUGGGAAUGAUGAAGAAGGAGACUUCUCUCUGCAGAUUGUAAAUGCUCAAUUAGAUGACGACGCUGAAUUUCAAUGUCAAGUUGGAGCUGCUGAAGGAGUUAAAGGAAUUAGAUCCAAAACUGCCACAAUUACAGUCACAGUUCCACCAGAACCUCCCCAAAUCGUACAAGGCCAUUAUCUUGUGACAACAGCUGGAAACUCUGUACAACUAAUUUGUGAAGCCCAUGCCGGUAAACCGCCUGCAGAGCUCUCGUGGCUUGAUGGGGAAGGAGACGUAGUAGCCAGUGAUACAGAAUACGAAACACGUGUGCUUAGUGACGCGAAACGAGCCAACGCCAUCCUGAAAUGGGAACUGACACCAACACGGAAACACCACAUGAAAAAUUUCACCUGUCGGUCUGAAAAUCCAGCCUUAAAACAACCAGCCUUUGCUACUAUAAGACUGGAAGUGAAAUAUGCUCCAGAAGUGAACCUUACAGCUCUUAAUAGAAACCUUGUAGAAUAUGAUGAUGUUCAACUAUACUGUGAAGUCGAGGCCAACCCUAUGGAUGUCAUUUAUAAAUGGUACAGAAAUAACGAAAUAAUUGUUGGUGAUCACACCACUCAUCUCCUGAUAAACCGACUUGGACGUGAAUAUAAUAAGAACAACAUCAGUUGCGAAGUCAGCAAUUCGGUUGGCAAGAAAAGAUCUACAGUGGUGUUGGAUGUGUUAUAUGGCCCCAAGAUUAAAGAGUCUAUAAGUAUUGUAGCAGCAGACUCUGGUGAUGAAGUCUCUUUACGCUGUGAUGCUGACGGUAACCCCAAACCUGAAAUAGCAUGGAUUCGAGAAGAUCUCAAUAGAAUCAUAGGAGUAGGUUCUAUACUUGUACUAUCCGACGUCACAGCGGAAAAGGUGGGAAAAUACACAUGCAGAGCAACGGUUGCUGGUUUUCCAGAAACAUCAACACAUAUAAUGGUCUAUAUAAAAGGCCCACCAAAAGUCCAAGGAAGAAGCGUACAGUACGGUCAACUAGGACAAAAAGUUGAGGUAGAAUGUGUUAUCUACUCGGUGCCAGAUCCUGUCCAGAUAAAGUGGACCAAGAACUCGCAAGUGGUCAAUAUUGACAACUCACAUGGUUAUGAGAUCGUGACUCAACCUUUACCAGCAGGUGCUCGACACCUUCUUAUCAUACACAAUGCUGAAAAGAAUGAUUUCGGCAUGUAUAACUGUUCAGUCUGGAAUGACUUCGGGCAUGAUAGUAUGUUAAUAUCUUUAGAACGUCAAGGCUUCCGGAGGAUUAGUAUUGAGCACAUUCCAACUUUGAUCGUCAUUGCAGGAGUUAUUGGUGGAAUAUUUUUUGUCGUUUGUAUUACUAUAAUAGUAAUAUUGUGUCUACGAAGGAUAACUCUCUCCAAAGGCAAAGAAUUCGGAUCUGAAAAGCAUGGGAAACCGUCCGAUACUAUGUCUUCUCGAGGAUCAGACUUUAAAAUUGACGUACAUACAACCUCCUCAAUAACGAACGACAAUGACCGUAGUUGGGAUGAAACAAGUAACACUACUCGAACAGGAACGAGCGACACACAUGACUACAACAAAUAUUCAACGGACUAUUCUGAAUCAAGUUUCCCUCCUAGUAUUGAAACACAAAAUAUCAACACCUAUUCUCCUUUCGUGGACUACUCACAGGAAUAUCCUCAAAGAAUCACUGGGCUUUCAAGUCGACCAUCGUACUAUUUGGACGAUACUGGCAUCCGUGAUGGAGGUUAUCAGGCAGAUUUUUCUAAUCCAUACAUUGGAAGUUCUCACUCGGACCUUCUUUUACCACAAGUUGCCCACUUCAGCCCACGGGAUAAAACAAAGCAUUAUAUCACAUCUUCUAGUCAAGUUGGUCAGAGGACUGAUGCCUUGGGAACAAACGUAUGAUGGUCCUCAAUAAACUCUGUGUUUGAAGUCUAUGUGUACUGUGAAUCUUCUAAAACCAAACACUUAUAUAUUCCGGAAUUGGUUGCAUUUUCAUCUACUUUAUCCAGUUUAAAUAGCUUUGUACUUUAUAAUAGUAUCAUUCGACCAUGUUCUACUUUGUGCUGAAAAUUGACGAAGAACAAGCGUUCAAACUAUAAACAUGAAUUUCAUAAAACUUGAUUAAAAUAGAUAAUAUAUCGAUUGUCUGAGGCAUACUCUGACAUUAAAGUGAGAACAGUUGAAAAGAUUUAUGACUUUUUAAAGACUAAAGGGAUUUAACUGAUAAACUUACUUUCGAUAAUAUAACAGUGAACUUCCAACAUCUUGGAAACUACCUAAAAGAAAAAAAAAUAAUGUCUUAUCAAAACAUGAUAGCCAUUCUUUUGUUGUUAAAAUAUAUGUUUAACCAUGUUUAAUUAAAAAUUACAGCAUAAUUACAAUCAUCAUAUUGUUUGCCUGAGCAGUAAGCAUCAGGGUUUAUAAUGAUAAAAUUCAAAGUUAUUUCCGUGUGGCAGUUACGAUGCAGCUAGCCGAUUGUGUAUCUUUGCACUUAAAUAAAUAUAAAUAUUCUUUAAUUAUUUAUGAUAAAUAAAAGGAUUCAUUAGAGAAUUAAAUUAGUUCUUGAGAAAUUCAUGAAACUUAUGGAUAUUUCAGAAUUACAAUUUUCAUUUGUCAUACGUUUUUCACUGUUUACGGAGUCACAUUUUUUACAACAUCCUCUGCAUGAGUAAUGGCCGAGUGUGGCCGAAUGGCUUGUAUACUAUUCUGUAGACCCAAGGGUCCCUGGUUCGCGUCGCCGCAAAAUUGCGUUCCGUGUGUGCGUUAUAGGAGUGAAACUCAAAUCCCAUUAUGUGUUUAGAGCACCCCAAUUCUUAGUGGUGGAUGCAUUUGACAAACAGACUUCCCUGUAAUUUAUCAGAUUGGAAUUAUGGACGGCGAGUGCAAAUAGCAUUUGUGUAACUUUGCAUCAAUAUCCAAAAGAAACCAAACCAAAAACAUGAACACACAUUGACUGCUUCUAGUCAAUUUAUAUACAAAAUACCAAAUGUUUUAUUGUAAUAAUUACUUCUGGUACAACACAUUCGAUUAACUCUUUACAAUGAGUAUUUUGUUAAGGUAAAAACAUAAAAAUUACAUAAUAUGAUGCAAUAUGCUCCCCGGUAGAACACGGAUUAAGAGCUAAACAAUGAAACAUUUGUGUUUUCAUCAUAUACAGAAGGUCAGUUACACUUUCAUUUAGAAAAUAUUACUAAUUUCACUUACUGGAAUUAAAUUAAAUUUUCCGAACAAUCACUCUGUAUCUGCUCUUUCAACUUCUUAAUAAUGGCUUUCUAGUGAUAUUUCCAAGAUAUUAGGGGUCAAGAUUUCUACGUUUUACUCCCUUUCUUAUGAAAAUUUCUAUAAAUCAGCUUAUUUUUGAGGUCCAUAACAUAUAAAUUCACGCCUUAGCGAGCCAGAGGCACAAAAUUCUGUUGGCACUGUUUUAGCGCAAUAGAAAGGUAAAUGAUAAAAUAACUUUGGUGUUAUUCUACUCUAUUUCGUCGUUUUUUUUUCCUCAUAAAAACAACCAUUUAUUUCGAGGUAUGGCUGGAAGCUUGAGACCCUUGGCUCUGAGAAUAACGCUAUUUGAAAUGCUUUAUGAUUUGAUUCUAUAAUGUUUAUCGAUAUUGCUCUAUGAUAAUUUCUCUGAGAAUAAAAUCAUUCAACCCACUGUCCCUCUUCCCAUUAAGUUUUGAAGGCAUUUUGGAAGCCUUCCGGUGUAGUUUGUAUUUAUAUUCUGAGCAGAUCUUAUAGUUCUAGAACCAUCCCGGCUUUCGAAGAGAAAACGUUAGCUAGUUUACAAGCGUUUUUAAAAUCUACAGAUGUAUUUCUGUAUAUCAUCUCUGAACAAACAGUAAGGUAGCUCGUAACUUCAUCUGGUAGCAUCACUGAUACAUUUAUACAUUACCAUUUCUUAUUUUGCAUUUCGUUUCAUUAGCAAGACUAUUUUAACAACUUGUAACAAUAGAAUCGUCUAAAAUGUUUUGAAACAAAUUUUUUUAAAUACUGAUGCUUUAUGGCUAUUACAUUGCAAGGGUUUAACAUGUCUCAUUUGAUUUAAGUAUGUAAAUUCAGAAAACGUAUCAAAUCGUACUGAAUAUAGUCUCAGACUCACAAGUAAAAGCAUUAUUGCGUUUAAAUUAUUUUUAAUAUUCUCUUAUUAUUGUUCAGAUAGUCUUCUUGAACAUCUUCAUAAUAACAGGUCAUGUAUGCGUGUCUGUGUUACUGUGUAAAAAUUAAGAUUUGAUUUCUUUAAUUAAGCUGAAAGUUUCAUGAUGUUAAACCUUACUUAUUGGUUUUCAGAAUAAAUAUUUUCAUAUGAUUUUGCUUGUGUUAUUUUCAGAAUGGUGAACAGACGCCGGUGUUAUUUUAAAAUUAAACGCCCACGUUCAUUAAUAACAAAUUUCUCUGAGAAUAAAAUCAUUCAACCCACUGUCCCUCUUCCCAUUAAGUUUUGAAUGACUAUUUAUACAUUAAUGACUAUUUGUACGUAUCUGCUACACAACAUCCAUUGCAACUUUUUACUAACCCCUCCAAUCCGUACACUGUAUUUUACUGUUUUGUAAGUCAAUUGUUAUUGUUCUGUAACAGAAAGAACAUUUUCUUGCACGUCUCUAUAACAAUCGUGAUGUGUACGUGUCUGAGCUAUUGUGUAGAAAUCAACAUUUUAUGACCCUAUAAUCUUAUUUAGUCAAUUAAAUAACAAUUUCAUCAUUUAAGUAAAUGUUUUCGAAACUUUUUUAUCAAGUUACGAAAGAAAUAUUCCAUUUUUGAAACUGCUUGUAUUGUUAAAUAUCUUUCUGCAUUUCUGGAUUCCUGAGCUAUUGUAAAUAAACCAUGUGUAACAGUUAAAAGUCUCUUUUGGCCGAAUAAUAAAGAUUGACUACUGACCACUCGCAAAAAA
Molecule: messenger RNA, 5673 nt
Organism: Limulus polyphemus (Atlantic horseshoe crab)
Lineage: Eukaryota; Metazoa; Arthropoda; Merostomata; Xiphosura; Limulidae
Product: irregular chiasm C-roughest protein-like
Exons: 14
Coding region: 711-2690 (659 amino acids)
Biological process (GO): cell-cell adhesion
Cellular component (GO): cell-cell junction
Molecular function (GO): cell adhesion molecule binding
Source: RefSeq, a predicted model, not a curated record